AUGGAAUAGGCCCAGCUCUAUCAAACGACUGUAUUUUGAGAAGCCCAUUACCAUUUUCACAAUCUCCAUCCUGCGUCCUCAGCUUGCCUAGGGCUUUUCCAGUUGAUUGAAAACUGAACUUAAAACCCCAAUCACAGUGAAAAGCUAAAAGAAGGAAUAAGGAAACCAUCAGAAAUGGCGUCAUUUAUUCAGAAAUUCUCGUUGAAAACGAAGAAUAUUGGGAAAAGGGCUACAAAGAAAUACUUAGAAGAUGCACUUUACAAGAAUCUGUUCAAGGAAGGAGGCGAAGAGAACCACGUUAGGAAAAAUCUGAAUCAAUUCUUGAAAUCCCACAAAAGUGCUUACAAAUGGGAAGUUGGAAAAUCCCUCAAAGUCUUACGCCAACGCAAGCUUUACGCCCCAGCACUCAAGUUAUUAGAAACAAUGGAAAAAAGGGGCAUGAACAAGACUAUUAGUGAUCAAGCUAUACAUCUGGAUCUUGUUGCCAAGAGUAAAGGGAUUGAAGCAGCAGAGACUUAUUUUUCGAAUCUCCCAGAGGCAUCGAAAAAUCUUCUCACCUAUUCUGCUCUUCUGAAUUGCUAUUGCAAGGAAUUAAUGACGGAAAAAGCUGAGGCGCUGAUGGAGAAAAUGAAAGAACUUAACUUAGGUUUAAGCUCCAUGCCUUAUAACAGCUUGAUGACUCUCUACACAAAAACUGGGCACCCAGAAAAAAUUCCAGCCAUUAUUCAAGAAAUGAAGGCCUAUGAUGUAAUGCCAGAUUCUUACACCUACAAUGUUUGGAUGAGGGCUCUUUCUUCUAUGAAUGAUAUUUCUGGGGUCGAGAGGGUUAUUGAUGAAAUGAAGAGAGAUGGUCGUGUAGCUGAUGAUUGGACUACAUAUAGCAAUUUGGCAUCGAUUUAUGCAGAUGCUGGCUUAACCGAUAAAGCAGUGAAGGCACUCAAGGAACUGGAGAAGAAAAAUGCAUGCCGCAAUGUUACUGCAUACCAGUUUCUGAUCACAUUGUAUGGCCGUGUUGGAAAUUUGUUGGAAGUAUAUCGUGUAUGGCGUUCUUUGAGGCUUGCUUUUCCCAGAACGGCAAAUAUAAGCUAUCUUAACAUGAUUCAAGUUUUGGUUAACUUGAAUGACUUACCGGGUGCUGAGAAAUGCUUCAAGGAAUGGGAGUCUGGAUGCCCAACUUAUGACAUACGUGUAGCAAAUGUUCUUAUAGGAGCUUACACUAAACAAGGUUCUUUGGAGAAAGCUGAAGAGCUCAAGGAACGGGCCCGAAGGAGUGGAGCUAAGCCUAAUGCUAAGACAUGGGAGAUUUUCGGGGAUUAUUAUCUGCAAAUUGGCGAUAUCAAAUCAGCAGUUGAUUGUGUUGACAAGGCAAUUUCAACUGGUAGAGGUGAUGGCGGCAAGUGGCUUCCAUCAUCUGCUAUCGUUAGAAAAUUCAUGAGUCAUUUUGAACAAAAUAAAGAUGUCGAUGGUGCAGAACAUUUUACGGAAAUUUUGAAGAAGGCUAAGGAUGAGUUGGGGGUUGACAUAUUUGAAUCUUUGUUAAGAACUUAUGUAGCUUCUGGAAAAACAAGUCCUAUCAUGCGUCGGCGGAUUAAAAUGGAGAAUAUAGAGCUGGGCGAAGAAGGUAAAAGAUUGUUGGACUCCAUCUCUGUGGAGUGAGAUCAUUUAUUAGGUAAUUGACAUGCCUCGGGCUUUCACAAACUGAAAUAGAGAUGUGAGUUUUCAGCAUAUUAUUUGGAGCUACCCUUUUUAUUCCAAAUAGAUCUCUUUGGACAGUGUGUGCUUGAAUUUUGUCGAAAUAAGCGUGAAUUGAAACACAGCCUUCCGCAGAAGCUGUGUUUUAUAUUUUCCUUGGUUAAAUUGUAGACUUUUCAGCUAUUUAUAGAUCCACAUGCUAGUUUAUUUUGGAUUAGAUGAUUAUUUUGUUUUUGGAUCUAGUGUUGAUAAUGGAUAUUGCACUAGAUUAACGGA
This is a messenger RNA of Nicotiana attenuata, 1968 nucleotides long. Its product is annotated as pentatricopeptide repeat-containing protein At1g60770. Bases 175 to 1656 code for a protein of 493 amino acids. NCBI's taxonomy places the organism in Eukaryota, Viridiplantae, Streptophyta, Magnoliopsida, Solanales, Solanaceae. The transcript is spliced from 2 exons. Gene Ontology annotation, molecular function: protein binding. The record is from RefSeq and is a predicted model, not a curated record. Gene Ontology annotation, cellular component: mitochondrion.